Molecule: messenger RNA, 480 nt
Organism: Nerophis lumbriciformis (worm pipefish)
Lineage: Eukaryota; Metazoa; Chordata; Actinopteri; Syngnathiformes; Syngnathidae
Source: RefSeq, a predicted model, not a curated record
UCGGACAUGAUGCCGGGACAGAUACCGGACCCUUCGCUAGCGCCGGGCUCCCUGCCCUGCUUGGGCCCGCUGGCGGGCAUCUCUGCCACCACGCUUACCGACCAGCUGAAAUUGGCCGCCAUGUUCUCCCCGCUGCAUUUCCUGGGGCGGCUGGGAAAGAGGCCGCUUGCCAUCAAGACGGAGAUGGACGAAGACGAAGAGAGGCGAAAACGAAGGCGAGAGAAAAACAAAGUAGCGGCGGCGCGAUGCCGAAACAAGAAGAAGGAACGAACGGACUUCCUUCAGAGGGAAUCGGAACGCCUGGAGAUGGUCAACUCGGACCUAAAAGCUCAAAUUGAGGAGCUCCGCUUGGAGAGGCAGCAGUUAAUGGUGAUGCUCAACCUCCACCGGCCCACCUGCAUCGUGAGGACCGACAGCGUGAAAACCCCCGAAGGCGAAGCCAACCCCCUGCUGGAGCAGUUAUCCGACGACUCCAAGUAA